AUGGUUCCAAAUGAAAACCUUCAGUAUAUGGGUAUUAUAUGGUUACUUCAGCAUUUUAGCUGGACCUGGGUUGGGCUCUUUGUUGUGGAUGAUAACAGUGGAGAACAAUUCCUCAGAAUACUGGAGCCAUUGUUUUCCAGGCAUGGAAUCUGUUCAGCCUUCAUAAAAAGAAUACCACAAGAUGCUCGUAUGGAGGAAUUCAUCAAUAAUUUUAAUGAUGCAAGUCCAAUUGAUGUAUCUUUCCAAGAACGUAAAGCUGGUACAAUUAUCGUGUAUGGAGAAUCUUUAACAAUUUUGUGGCUGAGAACUUUUAUAUGUUCACAGGAUUCAGGAAAUAUGCAAAACACAUUCUUUGGGAAAGUGUGGAUUAUGACAAUGCAGAUGGAUUUUAUAUUAACGGGUGCUGCCAGAGGAUGGGGUUUUCAGAUGUUCCAGGGUGCCAUUUCUUUCACAAUUCACACAAAAGAAGUACCAGGUUUCAGAGAAUUUCUUCAAAUCAUUAAGCCAAAUUGGACUCAAGGAGAAGGGUUUCUCAAAGAUUUCUGGGAACAAGCCUUUGACUGUUUCUUUCCAGAUCCAGGGGUGCCUAUAAUGGAUGAUGACAGCUGUACUGGAGAGGAGAGGCUGGAAAGUCUCCCUGCUGGACUUUUUGAAAUGCACAUGAGUGGCCACAGCUACAGCAUUUAUAUUGCUGUCUAUGCUUUGGCUCAUGCUUUGCAUGCCAUGUACUCAUCUAGGUCCAAGCACAGGCAAAUGCUGGUUGGUAACAAUGUUGAAUUUCAGAAUCUUCAGCCUUGGCAGCUCCAUUCAUUCCUUCGAGGCAUUUCAUUUAACAACUCAGCUGGAGAAACUGUGUCCUUUAAUGAUAAACGGGAAAUGAGAGGUGGAUUUGACAUCAUGAACCUGGUCAUCUUGCCAAAUAAUUCAUUCCAGAAAGUGAAAGUAGGGAGGGUUGAUCCCAGUGCCCAUGAAGGAAAACGAUUCACUGUCCAUGAGGAUACAAUCGUAUGGCCUAGAGCAUUUAAUGAGGUGCUCCCUCUUUCGGUGUGUAAUGAACAAUGCCAUCCUGGUCAUCAGAAGAAAAUGAAGGAAGGGGAAAAGUUUUGUUGCUAUGAUUGUGUCCCAUGCUUAAAUGGAAAGAUAUCAAACCAGAUUGAUAUGGACAACUGUUUCAAAUGCCCAGAAGACCAGUAUGCAAACAAAAAUAAAAAUGGUUGCAUCCCUAAAGUUAUAACCUUUUUAUCAUAUGAAGAACCUCUAGGGCUCACUUUGGCCUCAACUGCAGUUUCUUUUUCACUGACCACAGCCCUGGUGCUAGGAAUGUUUAUUAAGCACAGAGAUACCCCAAUAGUCAAAGCCAACAACAGGGACCUCUCCUACACUCUCCUCGUCUCCCUCCUACUCUGUUUUCUCUCUUCUUUGUUAUUCCUUGGCCAUCCUGGAAAAGUGAUCUGCCUCCUUCAACAAGCAGCUUUUGGCAUCAUCUUCUCAGUGGCUGUUUCUUGUGUGCUGGCCAAAACCACAAUAGUUUCUCUCGCAUUCAUGGCUACAAAACCAGGAUCUAGAAUGAAGAAAUGGGUGGGGAGGAAAGUGUCCUGUUCAAUUGUAAUUUGUUGCUCACUUGUUCAAAUAGGUAUUUGUACUGUGUGGCUGGCAACCUUUCCCCCAUUCCCCGAUUUAGACAUGCAUUCGGUAAAUGAAGAAAUCAUUGUACAGUGUAAUGAAGGGUCAGCCUUCAUGUUCUACUGUGUCCUGGGCUACAUGGGUCUUCUUGCCAUGAUCAGCUUCAUUGUGGCAUUCCUUGCCCGCAAGUUACCCGACACUUUUAAUGAAGCCAAAUUCAUCACUUUCAGCAUGCUGGCAUUUUGCAGUGUUUGGCUGUCCUUUAUUCCGACUUACCUGAGCACCAGAGGGAAAGGCAUGGUGGCUGUGGAGAUCUUCUCCAUCUUGGCCUCCACUUCUGGGUUACUGGGCUGUAUCUUUUACCCGAAAUGCUACAUCAUUGUGUUGCGACCAGAACUGAAUAGCAGGGAAAAACUAAUAAGGAGAAAGUAUUAA
Messenger RNA from Podarcis muralis (Common wall lizard), 2058 nucleotides. The record is from RefSeq and is a predicted model, not a curated record. NCBI's taxonomy places the organism in Eukaryota, Metazoa, Chordata, Lepidosauria, Squamata, Lacertidae.